GAUUCCUUCAUCCUCAGACCUGAGCCGGGAGCAACCUGACAAUGUGUCCCUCUUCCCUGGGGCCCCUGAUCCUUAUUGUAUGUGGGAUGGAGGUGACCGGCUCCGAUGGAUUUACUGCAUAUACUGAUACAGUUCCCUCACAUUACGGGUGGAGCCCGGAAUGGGUAUAUGGAACGGAACAUGGAGGCCAUGAAACCACAACAAGAACAACUGCCCAACCAGGGCUCUCAGAAGGAACAACUGCCCAACUGGUUCUCUCAGAAGGAACAACUGCCCAAUCAGGGCUCUCAGAAGGAACAACUGCCCAACUGGAUCUCUCAGAAGGAACAAGGGGCAAAACUGAAGAUACAGGGAGGACACGAUGGCCGGCUCUGGGGAAACCACAAUUCACACAGUUUCCGAUUAAUAAUAAUAACAAUACCCUGAAAUGGCGACUGUCGGAGACGCACGAGGCCCUUACUGGGUACCAGCUAAAUAUGGUGGCCUGGAAGGAACAUACUGUGAUAGAGGAGGAAUCCCAGCGGUUACCCCCUAAUGUGAUGGAACAUAGAAUUCCCAUGGAACCCGGCAGCAGUUACAUGGUUACAGUCCGGGCUCUCACAGCCGCUGGGCCUGGGGAGGCUUCACUCUGGCUCUCAGGUACCCCUAAAGCCACAGGCGCCUCAGACUCAUAUGUUCGGGUGUCGCUGGUGCUGAAGCCGCUGUUUCUGACCGUUCUGAUCCUCAUCCUCCUGUGCGUUACUGUGAGGGAGAAGUGGGAGCAGCGGGGGGCAGGAGCCAAGAGGCACCGGAGAGACACAGGGAGAGGGGGCAGCGAGGAGAUGGCGCCCCUGUAAGGCUCUCCCACUAACUGCCCCUUCUGCCCCUGCAGCUGUGCCCAGGCCUCUAUAUACCCAAUCAACUGUCACAUGUGGGAAAUGGAUCAGGAAGCUGCCAUGUAGUAUAAAGUCUGUAAUAAAUGAGAGAGGAUUCAUCAUAAUUCCCUGAAAUGUUUGAAAUAUUGUAUCUGGGAACCCACAAACUAACAAUGGGGGGGGGGGGAAUGGCCCCUCUACAUCAUUACCCACAGAUAUUCCCAGAGAAUAGAAAGAUCCGACUCACUAAUACUCACAGAGGAACCCACAAACUAACAAUGGGGGGGGGGGGAAUGGCCCCUCUACAUCAUUACCCAGAGAUAUUCCCAGAGAAUAGAAAGAUCCGACUCACUAAUACUCACAGAGGAACCCACAAACUAACAAUGGGGGGGGGGGGAAUGGCCCCUCUACAUCAUUACCCAGAGAUAUUCCCAGAGAAUAGAAAGAUCCGACUCACUAAUACUCACAGAGGAACCCACAAACUAACAAUGGGGGGGGGAAUGGCCCCUCUACAUCAUUACCCAGAGAUAUUCCCAGAGAAUAGAAAGAUCCGACUCACUAAUACUCACAGAGGAACCCACAAACUAACAAUGGGGGGGGGGGGAAUGGCCCCUCUACAUCAUUACCCAGAGAUAUUCCCAGAGAA
This is a messenger RNA of Xenopus tropicalis (tropical clawed frog), 1500 nucleotides long. RefSeq lists its product as uncharacterized. Lineage: Eukaryota; Metazoa; Chordata; Amphibia; Anura; Pipidae. The record is from RefSeq and is a predicted model, not a curated record. Bases 42 to 836 code for a protein of 264 amino acids. The transcript has 7 exons.